Messenger RNA from Porites lobata, 6562 nucleotides. The record is from the annotation of a GenBank genome assembly. NCBI's taxonomy places the organism in Eukaryota, Metazoa, Cnidaria, Anthozoa, Scleractinia, Poritidae.
CGACGGAAUAUUUGUAUCACCAUGGAACAAGCUUAAAAGAUUACCUGAAAUUAAUUUCAUGCAGGAUAGCCCCUUUAAACUUUCCCAGGUUACUUUUACUGUAUUUUGCUUAUCUAUGAGGCGAAAGUAGUCAAACUUCAGCUUUUUUGGACAGCAAGCGGAAGGCUGGCAGUUGAAAAAAGGUCGGUAUUUUACCUAAUUGUUUAUUCAGCAAUAUGUUGACGUUCAUGAAGCGGGGCAGAAAUCCUAAACUUUUCUAGAUCAACUAAGCGUCUCAAAGAAUGUGAAUGUUUUUAUGCUCGGCGAUUACUUUCGUGAAGGCAUUGGUGGCAUCUUAUUGUGAAUGAUAGUCUCCACUUUAAUACAACUAUCUCGGAAGAAAGUUUCUUGGUGCUACGGUGUGUAUGUUUGCGUCAAGGAAUGACAGAACUGACUUUUUUUUCGACACAGCACUGUUUAAGCAAUUCUUAGAAAAGUUAUCAUCAUCACUAUGUUCUCACAAUUGGAUGGAAGGAUGAAAAACUCAGUCGCGAGUGAGAAUUUAUGAUGAAUUAACUCAGACAGUAAUUUUAAAAGUUAUUUAAAAAAUUGUGCUUUCUGUUUGUUUUAAAAAGCAAUUGAAAUGAUCCUUUAUAGUUUACAUUCUUUUGUAACUCCGCAUCAAACGCUCCUAUAAGCAAAAAGUUCUAAACACUGACAGGAGGCUAUUACCCUGGGCCUCUGACACACAGGUUUUUUACUUGCAAAUUUGCGAUGUCAUUUUUGUUCAUGAUUUAUUCACUUUAAUUUGACGCUUUGAAGUUGCUGUAAAUUUAAUUGGCCACGUGUACACGGCAUGUCUGUGUACCCGGGCAAGCCCAUGUGAUUUUGUAAUCUUGCCCAUGUAGGGGACCCGGGGGAGGCUCUCAGCAAAGUCUUAUAUGGCAUGGAUGGGCUCCCCACCCGAAAUCCAACUCCUCACCCUUAUGUAUACCAUUUCCGAAAAAAAAGAAACCCAUUUCGUAUAUCUUCCAUUGACAGUGAAAAAUGGAAUGAAUUUCCGCAUAUACCCAAGAAACACUUCAUCCCCUGUUGCGUAAUUGGCCUUUCUUUUUAUAUAGCAAAGAACGCGAAUAAAUCAGAAAGCCCUCUUGUCAUUUCUACAGCCAUAAGAUACGAGUCUGUUAAAUACAAUCAAACCCUGUGAAUAAGGACACUGAAAGGACCAUAGACAGUGUUCGUAUUAAUGGGGUGUCCGUACUAAGUGGGUCAUGUUGUCAAAGUCAAAAAACACCUUUUAUUAGAACAAAAUAAGAAAACAAUAAAUGACGACAUUAGCGUAGUCAAACAGCCUGACAUCUCUAAUCUUCUCAAAGCCGUCAUUCCGAGGAAAAAUCUACGGAAACACUCCAAAUUUACUCACUAUACUACCAUGAAAACAAAAACCUUCUCUGCAUAACUCGUUUGGUGCCAAAAUAGUCUGAAAUUGACGUCUACAAAUCAUCGUCUCUUGUGCUAUGUAGCACUGGAACAUCGUCACGAUGUCACCUAAAGGCUUUUUUUACCUUCAGAAAGGAAAGGUCUAUUACAGAACACAGUUGACAAUGAAGUGUUGGUAGGGAAAAAAAAGGGUCCGUUGUCCGCAUUAACCGGUGUCCGUAUUUAAAGAAAGUGUAAGGGCUUUCUCCCGGGACAAAUAAAACUGUCCUUAUUCUAAUAACGAGGUGACCGUAUUAAGCAGGUGGCCGUAAAGCCGGAUUCAACUGUACUUAAAAGAAAAUUGAAAGGCCUUUUUAGAUACCGAAAGGACAGAUUUGGAAGGACAGACCUAAAUUUGGAAACCGCUGAAUUUCUCGAAUUGGGUGUUUGCGAGUUGGUGAAACUCUAUUCAGCGCAAAGCACUAAUGCGUACUAUGUGUAGCAGAGAGAUUUUCACGAAAAAAUGCCGGCAACAGCAGAUUUUCGACUCAGACAUCAAAGGGGCGUGGCAUUAUAACCACGUGACAUUUACUCCGAUCGCCAAAAAUUUUACGUUAUACUGUAGAUUGAUCUAUGUGUUAUCCAUUACGAUAAAAGUAAAGGUGGGGAUACCAGAGAGCUUCAAAGUAGGAUGGUACCCCCCCCAAAAAACUGGGUCGAGUCACCUUAAACACCUUUCUCAUACUUGAAUCCUGAAAAAGGUGCCCCUUUCGAGCCCGCUCGUAUAGGCAAUUAUGCGGAGUUCUCCCUCUGCCCCGGGGCGCAUUCACACGAGAAUGUUGUUUGUAUCUGUUUACGAAGCUUUUCCACUCUGGAAACAUCUUACCAUCGAUGAUCGGUAAUAAUGUGUGAAUGAGAAUUCAAGGGUAAAGGUGUGCGAGUAUCAUAACCAAAAAUGCCCCACUCCGUUCCAGACUAUAACUAUAAACCAAAUACUCCAAUUCUUUAUCUUGAAAUCACCGAUCAGCUUCUGGUAACUGAUAACGGUUUCCUGGAAAAGCCGUAUCAAGGAUCAGGGACGCAGGGAUCAGUUGAAAAUAUAUCAAAUAAAUUACCCCCACGUGACUCAGAGCAUUGCGCAUACGUCUCAGUUUUCGCCUACUGACUAGCUAUUGAACAGCUAUUGAGCAUACGUGACUCGUAUGCUCAAGCAAAAAUAAAUCUGCGAUGAUUUCGAUGACGAAUUCCCCUUGUAGCACAAACAUGUCAAUUACGUCUGUUUUUCUGCGAAUCACAAGAAUUUACCCGGUGAUUGAUGCACGAGAUAACAUUCGCCAAUCAAGGGAACAUAAGUAAGUGUGCCAGGCUAUUCUACGCCAAACGUCUCUGAUUUCCAAGCCCUAUUCUAGGACAGACGUUUGGCAGGCAUUUUUAGGGGAGCUCGUAUUUCUUCCCUCCCCACAAACGGGGGGAUCGACGUUUCGCGAAACGUCCCCUAGCGACGAUGAGCGAGGGGAAACGUCUGUUUCGCAGGCUAAUUCCAGGCAAAACUGACUGAAGUUAUUUACCGCUCUUAGCUGAUAGGAUCCGGGGGUACUCCCUUACAAGAGGCUAAUGGGGAUGUGCCGCUGGAUAGGGUCGCAUUUUCACGACUGGAGUGACUAUAAUGGGGUCGCAUUUUCAAUAGAUUCACUAGAAUGGGGUCGCAAAUUUUAGGAUUUUGGGGGUAAGGAGGGAUUCAAAAUGGGAAGAUUUUCGGUUAUAAAAUCAGAAAGUCGUUGUUUAUUAAAUUUAACUAUAAGCUCGCACUGACCGCAUUACAUUCCGCCGCUUGAAACCACAUUGAUAAGGUCAGGAUGCAUAAAUAGAAAGUGACUAAGUUGGGAUCGCGAAAAUUACAUUUUCCAAAAAGUGACUAAGAUGGGGUCUAUAAUUGGCCAAAAAAUAGACUAUAAUGGGGUAGGGGCUCUAAGGGGCCAGCGGCACAUACUCAGCAAACAUUAACCCAAGUACCCCCCCCCCCGGGGAUAGGAUGCGCGAAGUUUUUUCCCGAAGGGAAGCCUCCUGAAAAUAAUCUUCUGUUGUUAAAGGGUUGCAAAACAAUGGUUUAUUGGCCUCCAGUAAAUUCAACGCUGACGUUUUGAGCUCAAUCUUUUCAUUUUUCAUACGCAAGCUCAUAUCUCUCGUCAGGGUCAUGGUGAAAAUAACCAGAACUUGAUAUAUCACAUACUCGACUUCUGUCCAGACACAAGACAGAUGAAAAUCUCCGGUCACAAGAAAGACGACUGGGACCGCGUCAGAAUUUCUUCCUCAAAUUCCUUAUCAUUUACAAUCUGUUAGUGUUUUACACUAAGGUUGCUAAAACCGAUGUAUUAUGCAAAUGAUCGGUAACACAGUCUGUAUCGGAACUAACUCUCCAGCUUUUAAUUUAUACGGCCAAUGACUGGUUAUGGUGCUGUUGACUUUAUUUCUUCGCUGUCUAACGCACAAACAGAUCUAUCACAGACGUUCACGUUCUUAGGAUUUGGUCACGUGUUUCUCUCCAGGCACGUCCGGUUUCUCGAAAGGCCAGAACUUUAAUUUUCGGACCAAAAGACAAAUUUUAAAAUCCAAACCUGUUGAAUACUAGCACAGUUCCUAGCCCACAAACCAGUCAAUUUUGUUUCGUUGACUGAUAGUUUCAUUGUAUUAUUUUAAAAUUAUUGAAACGUUGAUCUUGAAUUUAAACACAACAAAUAUAAAACAACUUUCCGUGCAAGAACGUCAUUGGGACUUUCGAGAAACAGCCCCAGGAAGGUACGUUCAUGGGGAGAAUUGCGCAACAAGCAUCUCUGCGUGAGUCUGGCUAAACCUUUUAUUGACUGUGCAUGUGGUAGUUGUUUCAUUAUUUGACUCGAGUUCUGUAUGCAGAGAGGUAAAUUUUCACAAAUUGCCUGCCAGCACUGACACAGUUCUUGUUUUACAGGCCUAGACGGUAAUGAAUAGUCAAGUACUUCUCGUUGUAGCAGUUCUCUUCGCCUCUGCCUCCAUCACAAAUGGUGAUCAGACAAAAGGAAUCAGGAGUCAAGGACAAUUCGGUAAGUCAUCUCUAAUUAUGUUAUUGAUGCUGGGUUAAAUUUAGUAAGAGAAGUUUGAGAAUGUUCUAAAACGACACUUACUGCAAUGGUAAAGAAGAAGAAACAAUCGUCAGUCAACUUAGUUAAUUCAUCUCGGGUAUUUUCACCCCACCUAUGAUGUAUCCUCUCGAAUCCUCGAUCACAAGCGGCAUGUAUUAAGACAACGCAUUCCUUCAAUAAUGUUCACUAUUAAAAUUAUUCAUUGAAAUUGUUCAGUAGAAUGACAGACCCAAUAAUACAGAACAAUUCUGAACGAUUGGACGAUAAAGACGUCGUGUAUUCUGUAUUCCAAAGACUUAUUGGUCACAUGGUGAUCGUGGUUUUCAUAAAUAAGGUGGUAAAGAAAGGGUUUAGAUCACAUUUCACGGAAAGUAAAACGGUCCUUUCACUAUUCACGAAAAAUAAAAUAAGCAUCAGUCUCAUUUGGCAAGACCACGCAAGUUUGUUUUCCUUGUUGGCGAUCUCGGACACCACUUGAUGCGCUUCGGCCAUUACGGUUGAAAAUAGACAUCGGCGUUGCUAAAACGAGGGUGAGGGUAAGGGUGGGGGUGAGGGUAAGUAAGGGUGAGGGUGGGGGUGAGUUCUAGGACAGGGUGAAAGCGGUAUGGAAACAUGUCAUGUCAUGUCAUGACCUCUCAGUGUGAAACAUGCGGCUAAAAUGUCAUUUGCUCAGUGUAAAUGUAGAACCUUCCAGAGCAUAAUGUACCCAGCAGAUAACAACGACUUUAUUGGAAUAAGCAGCAAUUUGGUAUGACGUAAAAGUCGUGUAGACCUACCUCAGCCUUUUAUUGCUAUAAUAUUGUUCGCAAUAUCAAUUCAUACCCCAAAGAUAUCCCGACAAUCAUUCAGAUACGUUACAUUUGGAGACGAGCAAACUGUACAUCUAACACUUUUCCUUAAAAAAGGCAAAUGUCUUUUUAAUUCUGAAUGUGGAUGACUUUUCAAAUGUAAACGACAAGAGAAUCAAAGUAUUGAGUUUUUAUCCGAGCGGACACUUUGAAGCUCGAUGUCCAGUGGAUAAAAAACAUAUCAGUGGUCAAAAACAUUGCUUUGAUGCAGUGGAAAGCUAUUGAGAAAGUGAUUUUAAUUAAUAAAUAAUAAAAUAAAUUCUACGCGCCAUUGGCUGUCUAAACUUGAUAGGUGAUUGUCACUUUUCCUUUUUUUGCUCGCAGGCUAACGAUUUCAAUGAACAUUCGAUUAUUUUACAGAUAGUUCUUGCUCCCUGAAAUACAUCAAGCAUGGUUGCUAUAAGGAUGAAAGUAAACCUUCACUGAGGACUUUGAAAGAACUGCUAUUUCAAGAUCGAUACAAAGGAAAAACAUUCAGUGGACAAAAGAUAUCCUGGAAAAACUGGGCUACAUAUCUCCCGGAGUAAGUUAACACACUCCGCGUGAUCAGAGGCUUCCUGAUAUGAUAAGAAGUAGGGGAGUGUACGUCCUGCCGCCUAAUAUCUUCUCGUGAUGACGAGUUACUAAUACUCUGUGAGAUGAGAGAGAUUUUAGUAUUAACGUUUUGUGCACGCUCCUUAGCGAUCGCAUUUCGCUCAAAUGCGCAUAAAUUGAAAACAAAAAAAAAAUAUUUGGUGUUAAUUCUUCAUUGUUUUGGGUUAAAAAUUAAAAUUUUGUUUUUUACGCGUUUACUUUUACUCUGACCCCAUCUUUCUCUUAAAAUGACAUAAUCUAGUAACAAUUUUCAAUGUAGAGGAGCAAUGAAUCCUUUUUCGCCGUCAGUUCAAGUAUGAAGUAUUAAUGCCUUCGUUUAAUUUGCGAUUGUUACUCCCUUUCUUAUUUUUUAUAUCCUUUAUUAUAUAUUCCUCCAGGCUUGUUUGUCGGUGUGCAAUAGCCGCAUCCAAAAAAGGCUAUGUUUACUUUGGAAUUCAGUUCUAUGGUGAAUGUUGGAGUAGUGCAGACGCUGAUUCUCGUUUUCAUAUGUACGGAGCUACCAAUAACUGCGUCAACACAGACUAUAAUCCCUGCGAUGAUCAGGCAAGCAACGAGGCGUGUGCAGGGGCCAACCAUUCCAACUAUGUAUAUGAGAUUGUAAAAGGU